Messenger RNA from Chionomys nivalis (European snow vole), 924 nucleotides. RefSeq names its product SRSF protein kinase 1-like. Gene Ontology annotation, molecular function: protein kinase activity; ATP binding. The record is from RefSeq and is a predicted model, not a curated record. Gene Ontology annotation, biological process: protein phosphorylation; regulation of mRNA processing; spliceosomal complex assembly. The transcript has a single exon. NCBI's taxonomy places the organism in Eukaryota, Metazoa, Chordata, Mammalia, Rodentia, Cricetidae. Bases 121 to 807 code for a protein of 228 amino acids.
GACUGUGAUGCCCACACUGGGAAGCAGGAACCUAGUUUCCUAAACUCCCCAAAUGGAGACAGCAGUGCAUCUCAAGAAACAGACUCUUGCACAGCCGUGACCUCUGAGGUGUCAGAGACUAUGGUGUGCCAGUCUUCCUCUGUAGACCAGUCGCUCAUUGAGCAGGACAUCAGCCAACUUCAAGAGAACAUUCGGGCAGAGAUACCUUCUGGGGAUGAGCAGGAACACAAUGGACCACUGGACAACAAAGGAAAAUUCACUGCUGGAAAUUUUCUUAUUAAUCCCCUUGAGCCAAAAAAUGCAGAAAAACUCAAAGUGAAGAUCGCAGAUCUUGGGAAUGCCUGCUGGGUGCACAAGCAUUUCACAGAAGAUAUCCAGACAAGGCAGUAUCGGUCUUUGGAAGUUCUGAUCGGAUCUGGCUACAACACGCCUGCUGAUAUCUGGAGCACUGCCUGCAUGGCCUUUGAACUAGCCACAGGUGAUUAUUUGUUUGAGCCUCAUUCAGGGGAAGAUUACACACGAGAUGAAGAUCACAUCGCCCUGAUCAUAGAACUUCUGGGGAAAGUGCCUCGCAAGCUCAUUGUGGCGGGAAAAUAUUCCAAGGAAUUUUUCACCAAAAAAGGUGACCUGAAACAUAUCACCAAGCUGAAACCUUGGGGCCUUCUGGAGGUUUUGGUGGAAAAGUAUGAGUGGCCCCAGGAAGAGGCCGCCGGCUUCACAGAUUUCCUGCUACCCAUGUUGGAGCUUAUUCCUGAGAAGAGAGCCACUGCCGCUGAGUGUCUCCGGCACCCUUGGCUGAAUUCCUAAGCCCCUCGUGCACUGCAGCAGAGCUCCUCAUGCUGACCCUCCGGCCCUCCCCUCUGAGAUGCUCCCUCUUCCCUUUUCAGGGUGAAGCUCUUUCUUCAAGGGUUUCUUAAAACAAAA